AUGUGCAAUUUCACAAUCCAUACCCUUCUCCUACUCCUCCUUACCCAGCUCGACCCCACGGAUGCUGCUCCUGUCUCUCUGCGCAAGCGUAAAGGCGGAGGCGGCGGUGGAGGCGGUGGAGCUGCUGGAGGCGGUGGAGGCCGAAGCAGCGGCGGUAGCGGCGGUGGAGGCGGCUAUGGAAGCAGCGAAGGAAUGACCUGGAAGAUCAUCGUCAUCGUUGUUAGCAUUGUCGUCCUCCUACUCUUCCUAUGGUGGUUCCUACCCAGAUAUGUGUUCCCGAGAUAUGGGUGGUGGCAGGAACGGAUGGCGAGGAAGGCGGUAGAGAAGGAAAAGAAAAAGAGCAUAACCGAAUCCGGUGCGUCACAGAUAUAG
Messenger RNA from Morchella sextelata, 372 nucleotides. RefSeq lists its product as uncharacterized. The transcript has a single exon. Bases 1 to 372 code for a protein of 123 amino acids. The record is from RefSeq and is a predicted model, not a curated record. NCBI's taxonomy places the organism in Eukaryota, Fungi, Ascomycota, Pezizomycetes, Pezizales, Morchellaceae.